Molecule: messenger RNA, 1245 nt
Organism: Hyla sarda
Lineage: Eukaryota; Metazoa; Chordata; Amphibia; Anura; Hylidae
Product: charged multivesicular body protein 2a-like
Exons: 5
Coding region: 1-501 (166 amino acids)
Biological process (GO): protein transport; endosome transport via multivesicular body sorting pathway; late endosome to vacuole transport
Cellular component (GO): ESCRT III complex; multivesicular body
Source: RefSeq, a predicted model, not a curated record
AUGGAUUUUCUAUUUGGUCGCCAGAAAACCUCCAAGGAGAUUCUGAGGGAGAACCAGCGAGCCCUCACCCGGGCCAUGAGGGAGCUGGACCGAGAGAGGCAGAAACUGGAGCAGCAAGAGAAGAAGAUCAUUUGCAACAUCAAGAAGAUGGCAAAAGAGGGGAAAAUGGAUGCCGGGAAAAUUAUGGCAAGGGAACUGUUUCGCACGCGGCGAUACAUGAAGAAGUUUAGACUGAUGCGAGAAGACAUCCAUGCCGUGUUUCUAAAGCUCCGGACCCUAAAGUGUAAAAACUCCAUGGCCCAGGCUAUGAAAGGGGUGACCAGAGCCAUGGCCGCCAUGAGCAGACAGUUGAACCUUCCUCAGAUCCAGAAGAUAAUGAACGAGUUUGAACAACAGUCCGAAAUGUUGAACGCCACCAUGACGCAAUGGAUAUUGAGGAUGAUGAAGAGAAGGGUGAUGUCGUGGGUUCCCCGAUCCUGGAUGAGUUGGGCCUUACGCUGAUCGAUGAUGACCUGUGCAAGCUUUUCUCUGCUGAAGGUUCUCAACGUGGCCCUCAGCGUGGCUCAGCGCGGCGCAGUCUUCACAGGGCUAACGUGUUAGACCUUGUAUCAUGCGGGUUCUUCUUCUCAUGUUCCUUUUUCUGCUCCACAUUCACCCAAAGGGCGACAGUCACCGUAUUCAGAAAAAAACAAAAACAUCUGAGAGCCAAAUCCUUUAUACCGCUCUCUGUGUCCCUACUUUCCUAAGAGAGACCACCAUGAAUGGUAACGGUCGAGUUUAUUUCGGUCAAUUGAUGGUAGAAAGAAAAAAAAUUGGAUUAAAAAAUGAAAAAAAUAUUUUUUUAAAUGUAGACCAAAUAUAGUCACCAGUAGACUACAUUUGGUCUAUUAAAGUGAACGCCCCCCUCCCCCAGCUGUAUGUCAGUAUAAUACAUUUGUGAAAAUAUUCUGAUCUAGACUUUAGCAAAUUUGAAAAUUCUGACAAAAUUGCAAACAUUUUUGAUUUUUUUUUGAAUUUUUGUGAAUUCCUCAUUAUAAUGAUAAUUGUCUUUCCAUAUGGUCUGAUAGGGCUUUGUUCACAUAUUGAAUAUUUGUUGCUGUAACGUAAGAGAUUUUUUUUUUUUUUUUUUUGUUGCGAUUUCAGAAGCUCGAGCAAAUACUGGGGGGAAAAAACGCAACGUGUGAACACUGCCUAAGUCUUAAUGGUCAGGGCAGACAGGCAAAUUUUGGGGGAGGUUAGACUGUA